AUGGCUCCAUCAUUAGAGCACUUUGUCCUACCCCAAGCUGACAAGGGACCAGCUGCCCACGUCUUCCUGGCUCUUGUUCCUGUGGCUCUGGGCUGGAGCGUGGUGGGGUGGAAGCCCAGGGAUGGCAGCUCUCAGGGCUACACCCGCAGGUACCGAUUACUCCAAAGUCGUGAUGCAGGCAGGGCUGGAGGGCAGGGCGCUGAGCAUGUGCUGCUGUUUGCAGGAGCUGUUGGGGUUGGAGCUGGACUCGGAGGUGUAGGGCUCGGUGUUGGCGCGAAACCUCCCAAGCCAGGCCUUGGGGGACUCGGCGCACUUGGCCUGCAGCCAGGUGGUGUAGUCCAGCCAGGUUUCUACCCGGGCGGCCUCUACCCAGGGGCUGGGCUGGGAGCCUAUAAAGCUGCUGCAAAAGCUGCUGCUGGUGUGGGCGGAGUGGGCGGAGUCAGCGGUGUGGGUGGACCCGGCGGUGUUGGGAUCUCCAUAGGUGCUGUAGUGCCCCAGGCUGGGGUGCAGCCACGAGUAGGCGCUGCAGGGAAACCUGCCAAGGUACCAGGUGUUGGCAUUCCAGGUGUGUACCCGGGUGGCGUGCUUCCAGGAACAGGGGUCCGUUACCCUGGCAUAGGCGUCCUGCCUGGUGUGCCCAUUGGGACUGGAGUCAAGGCAAAAGCCCCAGGAGCAGCAGGAGCCCUUGCAGGAAUUCCCGGAUUUGGAGCCUUCGGGGGCCCGCAGCCCGGCGUCCCUCUGGGAUAUCCCAUCAAAACCCCCAAGCUCCCAGGUGGCUAUGGGCUGCCCUACAGCACUGGAAAGCUGCCUUACGGGUACGGACCAGGUGGGCUAGGUGCUGGUGCUGCGGGAAAGGCAGGAUACCCCACAGGGACAGGAGUUGGAGCUCAGGUAGCAGCAGCUAAAGCAGCAGCUAAAUAUGGUGCUGGCGUCGUGCCUGGUGCUGCUGGCAUCCCCGGAGUCGGAGGUCUUGGAGGCCUGGUGCCCGGAGUUGGGGGCCUCCCUGGAGUUGCAGGUGUCCCUGGGGUUGCAGGAGUUGAAAGCCCAGCGGCAGCGGCAGCAGCAGCAGCAAAAGCAGCCAAGUACGGUAAGAUGGCCAUCUACUCCUUCAGUGCGUGCCGCACCAUGAAGGGUCCAGCGCGGCUGGUGUUGGAGGCCUGGUGCCCGGUGUUGGUGUCCCUGGUGUGGUGCCCGGUGUUGGCGGGAUCCCUGGUGUUCCUGGUGUGCCGGGCGUGGUGCCCGGUGUCGGCGGUGUCCCAGGAGUUGGAGUUGGAAUACCAGCGGGAGCGGCAGCAGCAGCAGCAGCAAAAGCCGCCAAGUACGGCGCGGCUGGUGUUGGAGGCCUGGUGCCCGGUGUUGGUGUCCCUGGUGUGGUGCCCGGUGUUGGCGGGAUCCCUGGUGUUCCUGGUGUGCCGGGCGUGGUGCCCGGUGUCGGCGGUGUCCCAGGAGUUGGAGGUGAAGUUGCAUGAUUGGCCCUGUCGAUGGGCCUGUGGGGUUGUGUUCUCCCCAUCUCAGAGCCCUGACUCUCUCUCUACUGUGUCCCAAACAGUUGGAAUACCAGCGGGAGCGGCAGCAGCAGCAGCAGCAAAAGCCGCCAAGUACGGCGCGGCUGGUGUUGGAGGCCUGGUGCCCGGUGUUGGUGUCCCUGGUGUGGUGCCCGGUGUUGGCGGGAUCCCUGGUGUUCCUGGUGUGCCGGGCGUGGUGCCCGGUGUCGGCGUUGUCCCAGGAGUUGGAGUUGGAAUACCAGCGGGAGCGGCAGCAGCAGCAGCAGCAAAAGCCGCCAAGUACGGCGCGGCUGGUGUUGGAGGCCUGGUGCCCGGUGUUGGUGUCCCUGGUGUGGUGCCCGGUGUUGGCGGGAUCCCUGGUGUUCCUGGUGUGCCGGGCGUGGUGCCCGGUGUCGGCGGUGUCCCAGGAGUUGGAGUUGGAAUACCAGCGGGAGCGGCAGCAGCAGCAGCAGCAAAAGCCGCCAAGUACGGCGCAGCUGGAGUUGGAGGCCUGGUGCCCGGUGUUGCCGGUGUCCCUGGCGUGGUGCCCGGUGUUGCCGGUGUCCCUGGCGUGGUGCCUGGUGUUGCCGGUGUCCCUGGUGUGGUGCCUGGUGUCGGCGUUGUCCCAGGAGUUGGAGCUGUAAGCCCGGCAGCAGCGAAAGCAGCAGCAAAAGCAGCAGCAUACGGGGUUGGACGCGUACCAGGUGUGGCACCCGGAGUUGGAGGUUUGGUGCCUGGUGUUGGUGGAGUCCUGGUGCCCGGCAUUGGAGGAGUUGUCAGUCCAGCAGCAGCAGCCAAAGCAGCGGCUAAAGCAGCCAAGUACGGUGCUGGCGUCGCACCUGGAGUCGGCGGGGUGCCAGGCUUAGUGCCUGGGGCCGGCAGGCUGCCAGUCGUAACGCCGGGGGCUGCCGGGCUGCCAGUCGUAACGCCGGGGGCUGCCGGGGUGCCAGUCUUUGUGCCCGGUGCAGGAAGAGUGCCAGUUCCGGGCAUUAUACCUGGAGCAGGGAUUCCCCAGCUGGGCGUGCAGCCAGGCGCCAAGCCUCCAAAGUACGGGUUCGGUGUUGGGGGCCUGCAGCCAGGGGCUGGAGUUCCUGGCUUCGGUUUGUCUCCCAUUUACCCAGGUGGACUCGCUGGCCAGCUGGGAUACGGUGGAAAACCUCUCAAGACCUAUGGUGGGGCCCUGGGAGCCCUGGGAUACAUAGGUGGCCUGGGCUGCGCGCAAGGGAAGUACUGUGGCAGGAAGCGGAAGUAACCCAGCCAGGCUGCUACCAUUAACCUCAUGAACUCUGGUGCUACUGCAUGGUCUAGAAUGUAAACCCUGAGUAAAGCAGUGAUCCCGCCUCCCUCCCCCGCUCCCCCCGCUGGCCCCCCGGAGGGAACUCCGUGGCCCCUGACGCCCCCUUCACUCUGGCCCGGGGGUCCCCGCCCUCUCUCCAGCGGGAAGCACAGAACAAACUGCGGGAAACAACGAUCCCACUGGUGCUAAAGCUCCCUGCGGGGAGAGCCGGGCAGGCCUCCAUAGGGCGGGGGCUUCUCUGGGCAAGGCUCCUCCCCAGGGGCCCUGGCGGGGAGGAGAUGGGGGCUGGUUUCCAAGAGACCAGCAAGGGGCUGGGCUCCACCUGCCGCCAGCACAUGGGCGAAUGGCCCAUCAACAACGCCCAGCUCCAGCACAUCCCAGCUGCUCCCAAGACUCUGUCCAGCUGGCAUUGGUGCCACGUGCCAGGGACUGCUUAGCAGCUAGCCAGCCUUGAGCCCCUGCCCUUGUAUCUGUCAGCCCCAUCCAUGCCUGCCCGCCCCAGGGCAGGGUGCCACGGGAUGGGGUUCGUGGGCUCCAUGCAGGCAGGCAGGGGACUGCCUCCUGCUCAGACACUCAUGCCAGUAGGGCCUCGUGGGUGGGUUAAAUUCACCCCGAGUUCUUUGCGGCAGGGCCAUCUGAUUGGCUGACCUGUCCUCGCGCUGGAGGACACGACCCUCCCGGUGCGUGGGGAGGGGCUGGCACUAUCAGCAGAGCCAAGUCACUAACGCUGAUGGGAUUAGCCAUGCGCCCGCCCUCACUUAGCAGUACUGUACGGGCAGCCAGCGCCAGCCCAGCCCUGCCGUGUCUCCGAGACCCCGCUGGGACCUGCCCUUCCUCUUGCCCUGGAUGCCCGUGUGUUCCUGAGAGCCGUGGGCCAGAAGGAAUCGCACCUCUCCAUGUUACUCACUUGGUAUAGCUCGGGUGGGACAUGUUAUAAAGAGGGAAAGUAACUGCUUCCAAACGACUAAUAAACGAUGACUUCUAAACGA
Molecule: messenger RNA, 3770 nt
Organism: Chelonoidis abingdonii (Abingdon island giant tortoise)
Lineage: Eukaryota; Metazoa; Chordata; Testudines; Testudinidae
Source: RefSeq, a predicted model, not a curated record